AUGAGUCGGUCUCCAGGAUUCUACGAAAAGCACUUUCUUCUUAGAAAUGCUAACGGGCUUUACACAAACUUAAGUUCCACUGCCAAAUACAACAAACAUGUUACUAAGGCCCAUUUGGCAGAAGCAUUGAGGCUCUUGAUCAAUGAAAACCUGUGGUUCACCCAUAAUACCUUUAGGGUCGCCAACACGGGUAACGUCUACAAGGACUAUGUUACAAGGCCUGUAGAUCACAUUAACUUCGACUCGGUCGUUCAGUAUAUCGAAAUUGAAGAAUUCGAUAGGUAUGCUCUUGAAAGAACUGUUACCAUGCGGGUCCCAGUGAACAGGGAUGAUGCUCCAUUGUGGCGUCUAUUGGUGAUGGAGACAAAGACAGAGCAAUACUUCACUUUUUAUGCAUGCCAUUCCCAUUUCGAUGGUGGUAGCACCGCCCAAUUCCAUAAGGAUCUUAUGGGCUACCUCGGCAAAACCUCUGGCUCUGAGUUCAACGGUGAACUUUACAAGAACCAAGGUACAUCAGUUUUACCUGCUGUUGAAACUUUAACUAAUUUAUUCUACCCGCUGUGGUUCCAGAAGUUUAAGUUCUUUUUUGAAAUCAAAACGCCUAAAUUAUACGAAUGGGUAAACUGGAUUUUCAAUGGAUUCAAGUCGCCCAAGUUGUUUGAAGCCGAACCAAUCAGCGCAAACGUUGAAAACAAAAUUCGUAUCAUUAAUUUACCGCCUUCUGAGGUCAGCAAACUCGUGGGUCAUUGCAGAUCUAACUCAUACACUGUUACUCCAUACAUCACAGCAGUUGUCAAGCGCAGUUUAGAAAGAUUUGUCUUUCCUCAAUACCACUCGAAUCCAGAGGAGGUAAGCACUAAGCUUUUUAUGGCCGUGGAGGGUAGAAGAUAUUAUCCUGAACUUUCUGAAGAUAUCAAAUACGGUGCAUUCGUCUGUGGCGAUACAUAUAUCAUGCCACACCAAGACAACUUUGAAGGAGAAGUCAAGGAGAUCCAUAAGAAAAUCAAAGAGUCAAUCGAAUCAAAAGAAGGUUUUAAGCAUGUCUGGGCAUUGAAGAUCAUGGAUACCGUUAAUAUGCUCAAAAGUUUGAUUGGACUGAAAAAGAGAACGACUUUGCUCAUCACCAACUUGGGCUCGCUUAAGGAAGUCCCAGAUCAGGAAUGGCAAAUCACUGAUGCUUAUUUCACACUGAACAAUUCCCUCGUUUAUCAUUUCAUUGUCCAUGCUGUCUCGACAGCUAAAGGGGGACUCAACAUUUGCCUUUCAUACUUGCCAGAGUACGAAAACUUAACCACUACUGUUGACGAGAAGGAAGUCAGUGUGAUGAACGCUGUGGAAGCAGACAUUAGAGCAAGCUUCUCGCGGGCCAUUAAUCAAUAG
Candidozyma haemuli is the source of this 1380-nucleotide messenger RNA. Its product is annotated as alcohol O-acetyltransferase. The transcript has a single exon. Lineage: Eukaryota; Fungi; Ascomycota; Pichiomycetes; Serinales; Metschnikowiaceae. Gene Ontology annotation, molecular function: N-acetyltransferase activity. The coding region runs from base 1 to 1380 and encodes 459 amino acids. The record is from RefSeq and is a predicted model, not a curated record.